Molecule: messenger RNA, 731 nt
Organism: Durio zibethinus
Lineage: Eukaryota; Viridiplantae; Streptophyta; Magnoliopsida; Malvales; Malvaceae
Source: RefSeq, a predicted model, not a curated record
GUGCCAUGGCCACAAAACCCUUCGGCCAACACUGGCGUUACCCCAUAUUUUCAUUGAACGGUGUUAACUGGUUUAAUUUAGGUGCAAUAUUGGUGAUGAAAGGAAGAGAGGAUGAAUACAGUACCAUACUAGGACUUGUUACUGGCAUUGACCUUUCAGUUAACAAUCUCACAGGAGAGAUCCCCAAAGAACUUGGUAAUCUCAAGUGGCUGCGGUCAUUAAAUUUGUCAGGGAAUCUCCUAACAGGAAAGAUACCAGAGAACAUUGGCAAUAUAGAGGUGUUGGAAUCUCUUGACUUGUCCAUGAACCGACUCCAUGGUGAAAUCCCUCCAAGUUUCUCCAAUUUGAAUUUCUUGAAUCACUUCAACUUGUCCUACAACAACUUGACAGGACAAAUCCCAUCAGGCACCCAGCUCCAAAGCUUUGACAGGUCUUCUUACAUUGGCAAUCAUCUUUGCGGACCUCCAGUCACUAAAAAUUGCAGCGGAAAUGGCGGAACACCUGAUUUUACAAAUGGAGGUAGCAGUGGAGGAAAGAAAAGAUCUAAGGUGAAUUGGCUUUAUGUGAGCAUAGUGCUUGGAUUUGUGAUGGGGUUUUGGGGAGUUGUGGCUCCUCUGUUUUUCAUCAGGUCUUGGAGGUUAGCUUAUUAUCAAAAACUGGAGCAAAUUGGUGAUAAGCUAUACGUGUUUUGGGCUACUAUUGAAGUGGUAUUACAUGUUGUAAUUUAUUGA